UUUAUAUUAUGGAUCAAAAGGGAGAUGAUAUUAUGGAUGAUAUUGCUGAAGCUCUUGAUGGAGAUCACAAACUUAAUCUAACAGCUGAUCAAAAUGAUGAUGAAGGUAAUUAUAACUAUAUUCUUAGAUGAGGCAAUAAAUAAGGAAUGUGAAAACUUUCUAAAUUCUUUAAAAGGAGAAGGAACUUAAAAUGUUGAAACAGAUCAGUUGCUUAAGUAAUUCUAAGGAAUGAUGGGAAAUAUUUUAGAAGGAAUCAAUCCUAACAACUAGUAACUUCACAAUUUUUAUAAUAGAGAAUAACAAAAGGCAUUCCAAGAAACUUUUGAAAAAUUAGAAUAAGCUCCUUAAUUUGAUGAAUUAGCUGACAAAAUGUUAUUAUAAUUCAUGGAUAAAGAUGUAUUAGAACAGCCAAUGAAAGAAACAUAUGAGGCUUAUAACAAAUUUAUUUCAGUAUUUAUGAUUAAUUGAUAAGGAAAAUAAAAAUAAACUUAAUGAAGAAGAGUUAAAAAAAUUUGAAAAAUAGAAAGAUUGUGUUGAAAAAAUUAUUGAUCAAUUAAACACUAAUCCAAAUGAUAAAGAAAAAUUAAUUUAACUAUUUGAAAAUAUGUAGGCUGAAGGAGAUCCCCCUUAAGAAGUUUUUGGAGGAAAUGAAAAUCCAUUAAACUUUUUAAAUGCACCUACUGAAGGAGCAUAAGGAGAACCAUGCAGUAUAUUUUGAAUUGCAUUUAUUUUAUUAAAAAAUUAAUAUGAU
Messenger RNA from Paramecium sonneborni, 751 nucleotides. Lineage: Eukaryota; Ciliophora; Oligohymenophorea; Peniculida; Parameciidae. The record is from the annotation of a GenBank genome assembly.